Messenger RNA from Dovyalis caffra, 1455 nucleotides. The record is from the annotation of a GenBank genome assembly. Lineage: Eukaryota; Viridiplantae; Streptophyta; Magnoliopsida; Malpighiales; Salicaceae.
AUGGCUGAGAAAGAUCAAACUGAAAUUGGUCUUGAAAUUCAGGCUCUACUUUUGAAUAUGGCUGAUUGCAAUAAAACAAUAGACCGAAAGUUUGUGGAGUUUUUGCUUAGAAAUAAACAUGAAGCUGAAGCAAUCCAGGCUGAAAUCGAAGCACUGAAGAAAUUUCAAGAAAACGAAAACAAAAGACGGACUGCGUUAACGGCACAGUUUCAUCAACCAGACGAAAGCUGGGCCAAUCUUGAAGUGAAGAAAGAAGAUACUGGUGGAAUUAUAGGAUUCAAUCCAUCUGGUGAUAGUGGUUAUGGUGAAAGAGGGGAACAAGAAAUGUCUUCUUUGAGUGGCUACAGCAGAGAAACUGAAGACUUGAAGAAACGUGAUUCUGUUCAAGAAGAGUCUGUCCGUGCAAGUAGGGAACAAGAAAGGCAAAGAAUGGUACUGGGAAAUGGAGAUAAUGAAAAGGGAAGUGAUGUUAAUAAACUGGAACGACCAGUUAUGCCUUCUUCGACCAGUGACAUAAGAGAUGCAGAAGAAGAUACGAAAAAAUCGGUGCCUGGAAGUGGAGAAGGCAAUGAAUCCAAGAAAGAAGGUUAUGUGAAAUUGACGAAUGGGGUGAAGAAAGUAGAGAGAUUGAAAAGAAAAAAGGUUAAGUUUGUUCUACCCGAAAGUUCUUAUAAGAAGCUUACUUUUCAUACCAAAAUCAAAGAAUUCAGUGGAAAGAUACGUCCAUUGAUGCGUAAAUUCAAGAAAGUUCAACACGAUGUGGAAAAGAUUAGUCUUGUGAAGUGGCUGAAUGGCUAUGUUAAAUCACCUGAAGAUUGGGAGUCUGCCAAAACAAUGAAGGCUACAACGGUUAAGCUGGCAGCCAAGCUCUCUAAUCUGCUCGUUAAUCUCAUGUUUUUUCUAUCAGAUAUGAAAGAAAUGGCAUCAAAGUUUCAAGCGUUGAAUUCUUCUCUCAAAUGGCUAAAUGAAGAUGGGGAUUAUAUAGUAACAAGCAGGAUUCAUGCUCUCCUGGAUUUCAUAGAUCAAGAAAUCCGAAGCGAACAAAGAUCAAAGAAGUUAGAGUCAGAUGAAGGAAACUCAAUGACGAAGCAUGUCGAUCGUGACAGUAAUGCAUUGAAGGAAGGCUUAUUUGAUGAGAACCAAGUUAAUCAACUCAUUCAUCAGUUCUUCAAUGAAAUUCUCCGUUUGGAAAAUAUUCUAAAGCAUCAAGGAGAAUCAGAUACAAAGAUGUCAUUAAAGUAUUUAUCAUCUUCACUAGAAUCUGACCUCAAGGAAUGUGAGAGGGAAUUGAACAAGAUAGAAUCAAGGAUGAAUGAAUUGAAAGCAUUAUGCGGAUGCAACUUGAGAGCUGAUGAUCUGAAUAUGGAUCUGAAAAUAGAGUUGAAGAUAAAUGAAUUGUGGGACUUAAAGGAAGAUGCAAACCAAACGAGAUUGAAGAAGCUUAAUUCAAGCUGA